Molecule: messenger RNA, 1482 nt
Organism: Etheostoma cragini (Arkansas darter)
Lineage: Eukaryota; Metazoa; Chordata; Actinopteri; Perciformes; Percidae
Exons: 12
Coding region: 282-1337 (351 amino acids)
Biological process (GO): adenylate cyclase-activating G protein-coupled receptor signaling pathway
Cellular component (GO): plasma membrane
Molecular function (GO): G protein-coupled receptor activity
Source: RefSeq, a predicted model, not a curated record
CCGUUGCACUGUUUUUAACUGUGUGAGUGUUUUCAUUUCCUGUGAGACUGGAGGUAAGUAAGACAAGGAACAUUUCCCACUGCACCUGGGGAUUCCCAUUUAAAAGCGUUGCACCCAUUGAGUACACACACAGGUGGAGUCAAAACUGCAGCAUGUGACAAGGUACAGACGUUUAUAGAGCUGGUGUGCUUUGAUAAGAAACCAUAUUUUCACAAAGGCUGUUAUGGAGACAGGUCAUUUUGCUGUGCCCGAACAAAGUGUGAGAUAUUGAGAUAUUUACCAUGGAGCUCAAUGGUACACUGAGGAAAGAUCAGAUUGAUGUUCUCUCUACUGAGUACUUAGUGUUACUCACUCCCAGUGUGAUUGGAAGUUUUUCUGUUCUGGUGGUUUCUACAGUGAGAUGGAGGCAUCUAAAAGAACAGGUGCUCCUCCUGGUGCAGCUCGCCCUGGCAGACCUCCUGGCUGCUCUGAUCCUGAUGUCCACCAGUGUCAUGAACAAAGUGAGCACUGACAACAGUGUAAUCAUCUGCCAAUACAGCCUGCCACUGUCACUGACGUUUUAUUUUAUUUCAUUUUUGCUGGUGGUUGUUUACGCAUGGAAUUCAAAAAAUGCAAUCCAAGGGUGGAGAGCGAGAUCUAAUGAGGAUGAGGGUGGACAGAGUCCCUGUAGAAGGAAGAUAGUCGCUAUACCUGUAUAUGCCCUUGUGUGGUUGGUCCCCAUUGCAUUAUACUUAGCAUAUGUGCUCACUCCCUUCGUAAAAACCACUCCAGUGAUUCCAGUCCCUGGCAGAUCAUUGAUUGUUCAUAAUAACAGUGAAUACUGCACCAGUUGUAUUUUGUUCUUGCAUGUCUGGCGUGAUUCCUGUUCUGUUGCUGAGAGAAUUCAUGACACUUUCAUUAGAGUUGUUCUCGUCCUCAUUGUGAUAUCAGUGAUCUUUUCUUGCUCUGUAAUUUAUUAUAAGGUUGGCAAAUGGUAUGAAAGACAUGAGCAGGAAGGGCUUUUUCCUGUGGAGGGAGAUGGACGUUCAAGAAGGAGAUUCAAAAGAGUGUUUUCUACUGCAAGAAAUAUGGUGAUGGUCAUCUUAUUCUGCUGGACACCAGUGCUUGUACUUAUUCUGCUGUCUACCCUGAUGAAUUGGACAAACAUUGAACAACGCAGCCUAUUUGCCUUUUACAUGCUACAGGCUGCAAGCGUGUCCCUGCAAGGCUUUCUAAACAGUAUGGUGUACGCCUGGAGACGGCCCAACUUCAGGGAGGCUGUUCUCGGGGAGAAUACACCCCUGCUGGCACAUGAGCACCUGGCCUUCUUUGAUGAAUCACUGAGGAACUCAUUGUGAUUCAACUUUAGUUGUGUCUAAACACAUUGAAAGACAUUGUUGUGCUGCUGAAACUGGAGGAAGACUGACCGCAAGCCUGCACAGUUCAUGACUUCCUGUCGAUCUAGACUGAAAAUCAUUAUAUUUUCAUUUGUGGUCCGUAAAU